GUCAAUCUGCCGUUCGCCAUAUACAAUAUAAAUCUCUGUGCAUCCGACCGAGUUGAGUCCAAGAAACUGAACAGGUCCGUCGCAUAUUCAAGAUGCCCGUCUUUACAGAAUUUUCCUCCGAGUCACGAGAUCUUCGUGUUCUCCCUUCCUUUGCUCUUCCAUUGCCUCGACUCACUCCGCCUUUUGAGCCCACCAGAAACGAUGGAGUUGAACGAUAUGAGGUGGUGGUUGCUGGGGCCGGACCGGCGGGCCUCAUGAUGGAGCUUUUGCUGGCCAGAUAUGGGUUGGAUGACGCUUCCCUACUAUGCAUUGACUCCAAGGCAAGCACCCUAAAAUCCGGUCAGGCAGAUGGUGUUCAACCCCGGACGUUGGAAGUGUUCAAAACACUUGGCAUUUCAGACGAGAUUGAGAAUGAGGCGUGCCAGAUGUGGCAAUUUGCCUUUUGGAAGACUUCUGCAGACGCAGCAAAGACCAUUGAGCGCAAGUCCGUUGUCCCAAAUGUGGUACCGCCAGCCCGCUUUCGCUAUGAAGCUACUAUGCACCAGGGCCGGAUCGAACGAAUCAUGGAGACCGAUCUGCUGCGUUACUCCAAGAGAGGAGUGCAGAGAGAUACUAAACUGCUUCAUGUCCAGAUUGAGGAGGAUGACCCGGAGUUUCCAGUUCUCGCUGAGAUCGAGACUGGCGGCGUCAGAAGAGUGAUUCGUACCAAACACCUCAUUGGUGCCGAUGGAGCACACUCGGCGGUUGGCAAGUGCAUGGGGUUGAGGUUGGAAGGCCAAUCGCUGGAUCAUAUAUGGGGCGUCGUGGAUAUGGUUGUGGAUACGAAUUUUCCAGACAUCCGCAAACGGUGUGCUAUUCAUUCUCCUGCUGGCUCUGUGAUGGUCAUUCCGAGAGAGCGGAUCGUAACGGGUGAGUAUCUCACUCGACUCUACGUACAAGUGCCAGGACUGGCAAAACCGGAUAGCGACGUGACACUGGGGAGAAUCUCCCCAGUUUCGAAUCUCGAAGAUGCCAGGAUACGCCGAGGCAAGGUGACACUGGAAGGAAUCCUGAAGCAAGCUUCGGAUGCGUUCAAGCCAUAUUACUUGAGACCGAAAAAUGCAACUGUCGAUUGGUGGGCCGCUUACCAGAUCGGCCAACGGAUCUCGCCCGAGUUCUUCGCGAAGGACUCUGCUGGAGUUCCCAGAGUAUUCAUUGUCGGAGAUGCCUGCCAUACUCAUAGCCCCAAGGCUGGCCAAGGAAUGAAUGUGUCCAUGAUGGACUCCUACAAUCUUGCCUGGAAGCUAGCCUACCACCUUCAUGGCCUCACUCCGGCUUCCGAGCAAGGGAAGCCGGACCCCCUUCUCGAGACCUACCAUCUGGAACGGCAUGCCAACGCGCAGCAGCUGAUUGACUUUGAUCGCAAAUUCUCUACCAUCUUCUCCGGUCAGCUAGAUACAGAGGAGUCCGGCAUGUCCCAUGCGGAGUUUGUGGAAACGUUUAAUACCGGCAACGGCUUCACCAGCGGCUGCGGGGUGGAAUAUGCCGAGAAUAUGAUCGUUGUCAGGGAGGCAAGCCCCGUUCAUGGCGACGACUACUUGUCUGGCAUACUCCGACCGGGCAGGCGAUUGCUGAAUGUGAAGUUGAGGCGAUACGCAGACGGAUGGUGCCGGGACAUCCAAGAUGACCUGGCAUCGACCGGGCGGUUCCGUAUUCUGACGCUCACCUCGGACGAUCUCCUCAACGCUCACGGUGUGUCCGCGCGGGCAUUGCAUAACGUGACCGCAUUGCUGGCAAGGUUCCCGAUCGGCGUCAUUGAACAGAUUGUCGUCCACCCGCAGCUCUCAAAUGACUUUGAAUGGGACAGCAUUCCUGCGUGUGUGAAAGAACAGGCGGAGAUGCGCUUUUACAACGGACACGACGUGGAGGACGCCUACACGAUCUACGGGGUGGACCCUGGUCAGGGGGCAGUGGUGGUGGUACGGCCGGACGGGUAUGUUGGGAUGGUCGCGCAACUGGGUAAUGUGGACCGAGUCAAGGAGUACUUCUGUCGUUGUAUCCGAACGACCGAGGAAGUCGAUCUAGGAACCGCAUGUUGAGUUCAGGUGGCCCCAGGCCGAGAUUUGAGGCACACGGCACCUUAACCGUGGAAUUCCGAGGUCGUCCCGUGGGACAGCUGGCGAUUCA
This is a messenger RNA of Aspergillus ibericus CBS 121593, 2166 nucleotides long. Its product is annotated as FAD binding domain protein. The transcript is spliced from 5 exons. The coding region runs from base 93 to 2078 and encodes 661 amino acids. Lineage: Eukaryota; Fungi; Ascomycota; Eurotiomycetes; Eurotiales; Aspergillaceae. Gene Ontology annotation, molecular function: FAD binding. The record is from RefSeq and is a predicted model, not a curated record.